Molecule: messenger RNA, 3754 nt
Organism: Nerophis lumbriciformis (worm pipefish)
Lineage: Eukaryota; Metazoa; Chordata; Actinopteri; Syngnathiformes; Syngnathidae
Gene: cyp1b1
Product: cytochrome P450, family 1, subfamily B, polypeptide 1
Biological process (GO): hormone biosynthetic process; progesterone metabolic process
Molecular function (GO): oxidoreductase activity, acting on paired donors, with incorporation or reduction of molecular oxygen, reduced flavin or flavoprotein as one donor, and incorporation of one atom of oxygen; heme binding; steroid 17-alpha-monooxygenase activity
Source: RefSeq, a predicted model, not a curated record
CCAACUUCUUCCUUGUGAGAGAAGAUAACUGCACACUCAAACAUCGCAGGAAGCUGAAUAUGGCUCUGAUGUCGGAUGAGAGCGGCGGAGAAGCUCUGACGGCGCUGCUGCUGUCUUGCGUUGCCCUCCUGCUCUCCGCCCAAGUCUGGCGUUGGCUCCAGCAGCGUCCGCUCCUGUGCGUACCGGGCCCGUUCGCCUGGCCCGUUGUCGGGAACGCGGUGCAGCUCGGGAGCGCGCCGCACUUGUACUUCAUGCGCAUGGUGGAGAAAUACGGCGACGUCUUCCAGAUCAAACUGGGCUCCAAAAUCGUGGUGGUCCUGAACGGGAGCGCCAUCAAGCAGGCGCUCAUCAACCAAGGCCCGGAGUUUGCCGGGAGACCGGACUUCGCCUCCUUCCGGUACAUCUCCAACGGCGACGGGAUGGCCUUCAACACCACGUCGGACUGGUGGAAGAUGCACCGCAGGGUGGCCCACUCCACCGUCAGGAUGUUCUCCACGGGGAACCAGCUGACCAAGACCACCUUCAAGCAUCACAUCCUGUGCGAGUUCAAGGAGCUUCUGCACCUUUUUCUUACCAAGUCCGAGGACAGGCGACACUUUGACCCCAGGACCUACCUGGUGGUGUCCACCGCCAACAUCAUGAGUGCCGUGUGUUUCGGGAAGAGGUACUUCUAUGAGGACGCCGAGUUCAGGCAGGUGGUGGGCAGGAACAGCCAGUUUACUGAGACCGUGGGCGCCGGGAGCAUCGUGGACGUGAUGCCCUGGCUGCAGUACUUCCCAAACCCCAUUAAAACCAUGUUUGACAACUUUAAGACCCUCAACAGGGAGUUUACCGACUUUAUCAUGGAUAAAGUGAGAGAACACAGAAAGAGCAUCCAGUCCAGCACCACCAGGGACAUGACGGACGCUCUCAUCGUGGCCUUGGACAGACUGCACUAUAAAAGUGACUUUUUGUCGGAUAAAGACUUUGUCUCGGCGACUGUUGCAGAUAUUUUUGGUGCGAGUCAAGAUACGUUGUCUACAUCCCUGCAAUGGAUCAUCCUCAUCCUUGUCAAGUACCCUGAGAUACAGCUGCGUCUCCAGAAAGAAGUGGACAAGGUGGUGGACCGCAGCCGUCUCCCGUCUAUCGAGGACCAGUCUCGGCUGCCCUACGUCAUGGCCUUCAUCUACGAGGUGAUGCGCUUCACCAGCUUCGUGCCGCUCACCAUCCCCCACUCCACCACCGCGCACACCUCCAUCAACGGAUACAGCAUACCCAAGAACACGGUUGUGUUUGUGAACCAGUGGUCCUCCAAUCACAAUCCCACCAUCUGGUCCAACCCAGAGCACUUCGACCCACAGCGUUUCCUGCACCCCAAUGGCGACCUGAACAAAGACAUGUGCAACUUUGUGCUUAUCUUCUCCAUGGGAAAGCGGCGCUGCAUCGGCGAGGAGCUGUCCAAGUUCCAGCUCUUCCUCUUCACAGCCCUGCUGGCCCACCAGUGUCACAUUAGCACAGACCCAACCAGAUUGCCCGACCUGGGCUACACCUACGGUCUGACUCUGAAACCCAACCCUUUCUUGAUAACGGUCUCGCUGAGGGAUGACAUGAAGCUGCUGGAAGAUAUAACCAGUCAGGUUUUCGCUGAGGACAUCAAGGUAGAUCCCUCAGACUCUUAAAAAACAAAACAAAGGAGAGUAUGAAUGGGGGAAAAUAAACUAAAUGUAGGAUUCAGCAAAACGUGUACUUGGUGUGUGGAAUAAAACGGGAUAUCGGGUCAGUCACAGACUCAUGACUCUGGACAUUGUAGCUCACAGGAAGAGUCUUCAUCUCAGGGGAGGACAAGAUGGACGUGCAGACAAGCCAGUGUGCUCCUGUUGUUGUUGUUACUUUAUAGACAAUGUCCACUUUGCAGGAGUCCUUCUAAUGCAAGCUCCUGCCCAACAGUGGCAAGCAAGCACAUACUGUAAGUUCAGGGAGUAUUUCUUAGUCCUCAUGACACAUGUCAGUAGGUCUACUUUGUGCCAAUCAAUCAUGUCAAAGUUUAUCUGGAGUAAGUUCUACGUGAUGCCAAAAGUAAACUGAUUUGAAAGCUACAAAGAGCCGUUGUGUGCACGCAUGCAAUUCCUUUCUAUAACUUGUACAGUGGAAUCUUCUUAUUGCGAAUUAAAAGCUCCCGCUAAAGUCCACCUUGACAAACACCGUCGAUGGCUUUUGUCGACGUACCAUUUUGAGUGCCAAAGUGGUCAUUUCUGUCCAUUUAUGCUUAACUUGAUGAUCACAAACUAGCAGCAACAUAACUGCUGUCUAUUUAAGCUACACGACAUCAAAACAUGCACACAGGGACUUCCUGUUCAAUGCAAAAUAAGCUUCAAAAUAAAAACCUGGGAGUUUUAACAUGGGUUCUACCACUGCGACUUAUUCUUGCCAGUUUGUUAGCCAUCAAAUGAAAGAUAUGCACAUGGUGUUGUCCUCGUAACAUACAACCAAAUUAGAGCAGCAGCUGUGUUAGAUAAGAGUACGAUAUAUCAUCUUAAUUUACAGUUAUGGAUACAAAACUAUUGUCUAAGAUAAGGAGGUAUUAUUCCAAGGAUGCUUACAUUUAGGUGACAACAAAUAAAACUACUACAAUUUCAUUAAAAAAAUUAUAUAUUUUACAAAAGAACUGCAACGAACGACUAUUUUGAUGGUCGACGAUCUAGUCAUCGUCUAUCUUAGCGAUUAGUCGACUAAUAAUAUUAUGAAGCUUACACGACACCAUUCAGUGGAUCUAAUUUAGCCACUGGCUUUUAAAUUCAGAUUGACAUAUUUUUAGGAAUGUGCUAAGCAACAAUAAAGAUGGCUACUUUAUUCAGAAAUAUGAUCAAAAUUCUACAGACCCCACCUGAUGACAAUGUGAAACGUUUUUUUUUAUUUUGCAUAUGUAUUAAAAGUUAAAAAUGCAUUCAUCUUAGUCUAGUCAGGGAGGUGACCAAGAACCAGAGGGUCACUCUGUCAGAGCUACAGCAUUACUCUGUGGAGAGAGGAGAACCUUCCAGAAGGACAACCAUCUCUGCAGCAAACCACCGAUCAGGCCUGUAAGGUAUAGUAGCCAGACGGAAGCCAUUUCUUAGUAAAAAGUUUACUAAAAUGCACGUGAAAGACUCUCAGACCAUUAGAAACAAAAUUCUCUGGUCUGAUGAGACAAAGACUGAAAGCCAGGCAUCAUGUUUGGAGGAAACCAGGCACCACUCAUCACCAGGCCAAUACCAUCCCUACUGUGAAGCAUGGUGGUGGCAGCAUCAUGCUGUGGGGAUGUUUUUCAGCGGCAGGAGCUGGGAGACUAGUCAGGAUAGAGGGAAAAAUGAAUGCAGUAAUAUACAGAGACAUCCUGGAUGAAAACCAACGCAACCUGAUGGAGCUUGAGAGGUGCUGCAAAGAGGAAUGGGCAAAACUGCCUAAAGAUAGGUGUGCCAAGCUUGUGGCAUCGCAUUCCAAAAGACUUGAUACUGUAAUUGCUGCCAAAUAUGCAGCAACUAAGUAUUGAUAACAGGCGGUGAAUACAUAUGUACAUGUGACUUAUUCGUUUUUUAUUUUAAGAGAGAAACCUUUUCAUAUUGUCAUUAUGGGGUAUGGUCUGUAGAAUUUCAAGGAUAAAAUGAAUUAUAUUUUGGAAUAGGGCUGUAACAUAAAAUGCGGAAAAGUGAAGUUUUGUGAAUACUUUCUGGAUGCACUGUUUCAUAUGUUUCCCCAAAGACAUUUUCAAUUCAAAUGCAACCAGCAAAGAUGGUUGUGU